AUGGGAAAUGAGUGCAAAUGCUGCAAGAAAGAGGACGAUUCGCCAAGGAACGAGGUCACGCUGUUGCAGGCACCGGGGACCGCAGUGUUGCCUUGGUAUGCCGGACAUGCCCAGGCAGAGGAGAUGUCAGAGAAGGAGUACAACCAGAAGCUCCUCAAAGUCACCUUAAGAGUGCAACGCCACUGGCGCGUCGUCACUGCGAGGAAGGUCUUUGCGAACAAGGCAGCUGCCUCGUAUACCGGCAGUACCGCCAACAAGCAAACCUUCUUGCUCCACUAUCAGGCGAAGUACAUCAUCGCGAAUAACCUUCCGGCUAAUGAUGCCCACUGGGAUUCCGAUGAUCCCGCGUGGAUUGGGAAAGCUUCCAUGUCGAAGCGCCAUCGAUUUCUUAUUCGGCGGAACCUGCAUUGGCGGUGGUUUAAUGCACUCGUUUUUGGCAUGAUGGAUGAGCAAGAACGAGUUUUUCCGAUGAGCACGUGUGCUCAAGACGCGCUUACAGAGAUCAGAACGAUGAAGGAAGCCGCGCUCACUUGGGUGAAUGGUGCUCGCGAGAGUGAGGGCUGGUCUCACAACGUGGGAUUGUUCUUUCAUGUCUACGGCCACAACAGUGUCAAUUCCCUGCAUCUGCACGUGGUCGAUCUGGACUUCACUGGACCCAGCUUUGAGAGUCAGAAGUUCAAGAAUUUGCCAAUGGAUGCCGUUCUCCAGGUACUGGAGCAGGAAGUUGCGGGGACAUCCGACCGCUGCGAGACCAGCUCGAUGAGCUCUUUGCCGGCAAUCGACGAGUCGAUCGACUUGAAGCAGGAGACCGUCAAAGCGAGUCCUGUUCUGAAUGAUGCUGAUAUGUACCGACGAGCGCGGCUGAAGUUGUACGAGCUGGGGGGCGUGCGCGCUUUGCGGGACCAGUUGAGGAGACAAGGCUUCCUAAAGGCUGGCAGCCCGAAGCUGACCACCAGCAACAAGCCAUUCAAUGUGUUUGCACGCUUGGCGUACCAAGACACUGUUGGACGAGCCCUCUGCACUUCUGACACCAGCUUUAUCAAGAUCACCGGAAGCUCUCCUAAAAGCGCUUCUUCGGCUCUCUCCUGA
Symbiodinium sp. CCMP2456 is the source of this 1089-nucleotide messenger RNA. The record is from the annotation of a GenBank genome assembly. Lineage: Eukaryota; Dinophyceae; Suessiales; Symbiodiniaceae.